Molecule: messenger RNA, 297 nt
Organism: Mesorhabditis belari
Lineage: Eukaryota; Metazoa; Nematoda; Chromadorea; Rhabditida; Rhabditidae
Source: the annotation of a GenBank genome assembly
AUGAAAGGUGGUGUUAAAUGGAACGGCAACUACACGUCGCUUCUCCCUGAUGUGGCGGCUCAAAUUUGUGCAGAGUCGGGUGCCAAGCACAAAACGACUGCUGGCAGAGUGAUCGAGCGAAAAGCAGAAGCCAAAUACAAGAAAACCGAUAAAUACACUACAAAGACUGCCGCCUACAAGCCGAUCAGACGCCAAAUCGACUCUCUUCGAUGCUCAAUCUCAGCCCACAAGGAUCAGAAGAAAUAUUGUUUGGUAUGUAAGCAUGUUUAUUGUUGUCACGGACACACAACUACAAAU